Hyla sarda is the source of this 4563-nucleotide messenger RNA. RefSeq names its product patched domain-containing protein 3. Bases 681 to 3359 code for a protein of 892 amino acids. Lineage: Eukaryota; Metazoa; Chordata; Amphibia; Anura; Hylidae. The record is from RefSeq and is a predicted model, not a curated record. Gene Ontology annotation, cellular component: membrane. The transcript is spliced from 4 exons.
AUGGCCAUGAGAAAGAUUAGUUAUUCUAUCGGGAUGAGAAACUAGAACCCUGAAGUGAUGUGAUUUUGAAAACUAAACAAUCUUAGUAAAUAUGGGCCAUAGUGUGGCUAAAUAAUUUAGCAAUUAUUGGUAGCUCAAGAUUAAAGAAACACUUUUAUCAAAUGUUUUGCUGAAUAAGACCAGACCAGUAGUUGCUGUUGCUACAUUCAUAUAGUUUUUUGGGUAUCCAAAUUUCGGUUCAUUGGCGACAGAACCUGUUAAAAUUGGAUCACCAUCUUUUAUUUUAUGUUGGCCUUUUGAAACCUCAUUUUCAUUGACAUCGAUAUACCAACUGUUAUUUCAUUUUAAUGGGUGGGCUUGGUGCUGAUGUAUUAAAUACACAAUUAAUUGUGCCAUCAUAUUUUAUGCUUUUAGUCUAUGCUUUAUAUUAUUGUUUUUUUAUGCUGCAUAGAUCAGAUAUAACUGACCUUUAAUCUGUCAGAAGCUAUGAUAGAUACAAUUGCGUAUCAGUAGUUAUCUCGUAACCAGGAAGUUAAUGAACCUUCUUAAUGCUGGGUGUUUGUAUUGUUAGUCAUACAUUUUACUGCUUCCACAGACUACUUAUCACUUUUAUGCUUUGACUGUACAGUCCAUUUACUUUCUCCUGAACUGUGCUGUUAUUUUGCUGUACGUUAUUAAGAAUGCCACGAUGUCAUACAGACUGUAUAGAGAGACCUCUCUCUAUUGCCUUUGGUAAGCUUGGUAAGCUGGUGGGAAGGUACCCUUGGUGGUUCCUAAUCAUUCCUAUGGCUCUUGCUGCUGGGUUGGGAGCUGGCUUUUACUUUUUGCCUCAGAGGAAAGCAAGUAACAUAGAAGGUCAAUUUACACCAGUUGGAGGUCCGGCUAAAAUGGAACGAGAAUUUGUAGAAACGCAUUUUCCGACCAAUGACUCGGGGCAAUUUUCAGCACAGCGACUGUAUACAGAAGGUUCUUUUGUCUCUUUGAUAGCCGUAAGUACAUCUGAUAAUGUCAUAAAUAUUGAUACAUUCCAAGAGCUUAUGAAGCUGGAUGAGAUGGUGCGGAACAUGAACAUCACAAACCCUUCCACCAGCAAUACUCUUGGUUUCCAGGAACUUUGUGCCAAAAUCCAAGGACAAAACUGUAUCACAGCUAAUCCGCUCCUAUCUGCAGUACAAGGUAAUGUGAGUCUGAUAGAGACAAUACCUAUAAAUUAUCCCAUGUUUCAAAAUAGAACCUUUUUGGGAACAUUCCUGGGUGGUGUGACACUGAACACAAACAAUGCUGUGCAAAGAGCAAAAGCAGUCAAGUUAGUAUAUUAUCUCAGAGAAGACACAGAGAACGACAGAGAAAAUAGCCUUCAAUGGAUCAACCACUUUAUGAAAUCCAUAUCAAAUAAUAUAGAGAAAUUACACCUGAAAACUAUACAGGUGUCAUACUUCACAUCAAAUUCAAGACAGCAAGAAUUUGAAGGCAUUACAAAGUCUAUGAUUCCACUCUAUUCCGUCACAUACUUUGUUACUAUAUUGUUUUCUAUUCUAUCAUGUAUACGACUUGAUAUGGUAAGAAACAAAACCUGGGUUGCCAUAUUUGGAAUCGUUUCAUCUGGAUUGGCUGUCCUUUCUAGUUUUGGACUCUUAAUGUUUUGUGGAGCACCCUUUGAUGCCACUGUUGCAAAUGCUCCAUUUCUUAUUUUAGGUGUCGGGGUGGACGAUAUGUUCAUUAUGAUUUCCAGUUGGCAACAAACGAAGGUAAAGAAUAAGGUUGAAGAAAGAAUGGCUGAGACCUACUCUGAAGCUGCUGUCUCCAUAACAAUCACAACACUUACAGAUGUUCUAUCUUUCUACAUUGGCAUUUUGACCUCUUUCAGGUCGGUGCAGUCUUUUUGCAUAUACACUGGGACCGCCAUCUUGUUCUGUUUCCUGUUUAACAUCACAUUCUUUGGGGCUUUCUUAGCUCUGAAUGGCAGGAGAGAGGAGAAUAACAGGCACUGGCUCAUUUGUAAGACACUGGCAAAAGAGAAAGAUGCCCAUCAUUCCAAAAUGUAUAACAUCUGCUGUGUUGGAGGAACAUACGACAAAACCACUGGUAAAGAGACAGAACAUCCCAUCACUAGCUUUUUUCUUAAGCAGUAUGGCCCAUUCCUCACAAAUAUCUGGACCAAGAUCGUUGUACUACUUCUCUAUGCCGGAUAUCUGGCCAGUAGUAUUUAUGGAUGUUUUCAGGUUCAGGAAGGAAUUGACUUGCGAAAUUUAGCCAUUGACAGUUCUUACGUUCGUUCUUUCUAUGAUGACGAUAAUUUGUAUUUUUCAGAGUAUGGCCCAAGAGUUAUGGUGGUGGUGACUGAGGAGGUUUCAUACUGGGAUUUAGAUACAUAUAACAAAAUUGAGACAUGUAUAGACUCAUUGAAAAAUGUCUCCUAUGUUACUGAAGAUCUUUCCGAGUCCUGGUUAAAGUCAUACAUGGGCAUUGCUACACUUUCAAGAUUGGACAUAAGUGAGAAAAGUUACUUUAUGGGGAAUUUAUCUAAACUUUUUCAGUUUUUUCCAGAUUUUAAACAAGAUGUGAUCAUCCAGUCAGGAGCUAUAAUAGCUUCUCGAUUCUUCAUCCAGACUGUAAAUGUCACCUCAGCAGUGGAUGAGAAAAACAUGUUAAACCAAGUCCGAGAUACAGCAAAGCACUGUGAGAUUCCGGUUCUUGUCUAUCACCCAGCAUUUAUAUAUUUCGACCAAUAUGCCGUAAUCAUAGAGAACACCAUACAGAAUGUAGCUGUUGCGGCAGGUGCCAUGUUUCUGAUUUCAAUCCUGCUAAUUCCAAACCCUCUGUGCUCCUUGUGGGUGACAUUUACCAUAGCAUCUAUUAUAGUGGGUGUUACAGGCUUCAUGGCUUAUUGGAAUGUGAACUUGGAUUCCAUCUCCAUGAUCAACCUUGUCAUCUGCGUUGGUUUCUCCGUAGACUUUUCGGCACACAUUGCAUAUGCAUUUUUCUCCAAUGACAAAACCCUAGUAAAUGAAAGAGCGAUCGAUGCAUUACAUUCUCUGGGUUAUCCUAUAGUACAGGGUGGUUUGUCCACCAUCCUGGGGGUGGUAGUCCUCUCUGCAGCUCAGAGUUACAUCGCUAGAACAUUUUUUAAGAUCAUAUUCCUUGUUAUUGCUUUCGGAAUGUUACAUGGUUUGGUUUUUCUUCCUGUGUUUUUAACAAUUAUUGGAAAUUGUGGCAUAAAACCUGAUAAAAACACAAAGAUAAAGGCAUCUUUGGAUUUGAAAGGGAAUUUAAAGCUUAAAAAUGGUAUAGAAGAUGGCAAAAAUAUAACCGUGUGUUCUAAUCAGGCUUUUAACUAUGAUGAGAAUUACCCAAAGUAACCACAUAUUUUUAUGAUAGAUAUUAGUCAUCGAGUGAGUCUGGGAUCUGUAAACAACAUGUAUUCAAUCAGCACUUUUUUUUUUUUUAAUGACCAAUAUAUUUUGUAUUCCAUUUAUUAUGUACACAAUUGUAGAUAUCAUAUCAUAAUAGGAGUCACUGGUGCAUUUCUCUAGACAUUUAGCUUUAGUGUUCACAAUCUGAAAUAGAAGAACGUUACGUGUACAGACAACACAUGAUCUUGUUGGUGUUGACUAUCAGAUGGUGGAACAAAAUUGAAGAGAAGAUGUAAAAAAAAAGUGAAAAAAACAGUUUGAGAUAAAUAUAUAUAUAGAAUGAAAAGUAAUUACAUUACAGCAAUGAGUUCAAACUGGACCAAAGACUCAAACUCUUAAAGGGGUUAUCUAGUGAAUGUUUUAUGUUUCCAUUUUGCCUGGGCUCCAAAACUUUAGUUACCUUCUGCCGCUCCCCUGGUGUGCUGAAAUUGGUCUUCAGUCUUAAGAGCCCUGGUCUUCUUCCGCAUUCUGGGGCCAGAAAAAAGCAGACUGUGCUGAGCUCAAAGCCGUCCACAGCGAUGUCCUGCUUAGCCAGUGAUACACUGUAUCAGUGUCAUGUAACGGGCCCGGGCCCUGCCUUCUUCCUGGAGCCUGUUACAUGACACAACCACUCAGUGUAGGAUCGGUCCUGGCUGGACAUUACUGCAGCCAGUGAAAAGCUCAGCUCAGUCGGGCCCCAGAAUACGGAAGAAGACGAGGGCCUAGAAGACGGGAGACCGAUAUCGGUACACUGGGAGAGCGGCAGAAGGUUAUAGUAUGUUAUUGUUUGUUUUUGUAGCCCGGGCAGAAUGAAAACAUUUCACUGGAUAACCCCUUUAAUUGGCAUGAAAAUCCAAAAUGAGUCUCUAUUUAGAAAUGUUUUAUGCCAACUAACUGGUCUAUGUGGGUGAUUUUACUUUUUCAUGGCUUACAUUAACAAUAAUCUGUGACCUCCGCCAAUCACAGCAUCACAUUCAUUAACAUUUAACUAUUAAUGAAACAGCCAUAUUUAUGAGUCACCACAUACAUCUCAGCUAUUAAGAAAUUUCUAUAAAUCUAGAAUAUUACAUAAGCCGUUAUACACAUUGGAAAGGAUAUACGCUUUUUCAGUUUCUUUUCACCUGUGUACUGAUGUGUUUCUUGUACAGGAACUUCUACUAAAUAAAUGUUG